Messenger RNA from Papaver somniferum (opium poppy), 1021 nucleotides. RefSeq names its product NAC domain-containing protein 89-like. Lineage: Eukaryota; Viridiplantae; Streptophyta; Magnoliopsida; Ranunculales; Papaveraceae. The record is from RefSeq and is a predicted model, not a curated record. Gene Ontology annotation, molecular function: DNA binding. Gene Ontology annotation, biological process: regulation of DNA-templated transcription. The coding region runs from base 210 to 980 and encodes 256 amino acids. The transcript is spliced from 4 exons.
AAGAGUAUAUCUCUUUCACUGAACUCUUGCACACUAAAAACAAAACAAAUUCCUCUAUAAAACCCAAAUUCCCACUCCUUCUUUCCUUUCUUUCUUCAUCGAUGAUAAAAACCUAAAUGGAAGUAACUGAUAUCCUCCUCUUCUUAGUUUCAUUUACUUAUUUCUAGGUUGUUUUUUUUGAUCUGAUAACAAUAAUAAUAACAAAGUAAAUGGAGUUUACGAGUAUAUUUCCUGGGUUUAGGUUUUCACCAACAGAUGUAGAACUAAUAAGUCACUAUCUGAAGAAUAAAAUUGAUGGGUCUGAGAAAUGCGAUGAUGUGAUUUCUGAAGUUGAUAUUUGUAAAUUUGAGCCUUGGGAUUUGCCAGAUAAGUCCACCAUCAAGUCCGAUCACGAGUGGUUUUUCUUUUCUCCUAGCGGCAGGAAAUAUCCCAAUGGUUCACAAGCUAAGAGAGCUACUGAAAUUGGUUUCUGGAAAGCAACUGGAAAAGAGCGUGGAAUUAAGUCAGGUUCUAAUGUCAUUGGUACUAAGAGGACAUUGGUGUUUCAUGUCGGACGUGCACCCAAAGGUGAGAGGACAGAGUGGAUAAUGCACGAGUACUGCAUAAAACGUGACAAGGCUACUGUUAGAUGUGUGGAUCCCUAUGUUCUUUGUCGCAUUCGAAGGAAGCUAGAAAAUUCUGAAAAUGAUUCACAGAGUGCGGUGGUAGAGGACAAGCCAAUGGAUAACUCAAAGAAACAGAUUAGCGAUUCAGAUUCUGUCUCCUUCGAAAAACCUGAUGAUACGAAUAUUAACAAAAAGGAACAUGGGUUAGAAUCGGAAGAUGAUUUGUUUGCCGACAUAUUGAAUGACGAUAUCAUCAAUCUUGAUGAAGCACCGGCAUUCUCAAGUCUCCAAGGAACUGCGCAGAGAAGGAUCAGAUUGGAAACACCAAAGAUAUCAAAUACAAAAACUAUAAGAGCCAGAAGAAGAAUUCUGUAGCAGCAGCCACAAUCCAGGAGGAGACCGAGCGACCAGUUAAG